CGGAAUUUACCUUUAGGAAAUCCUUUCGAUUUUUGCACACCACGCGUCCGCUGUUGAAUUUAUCUCCCUUGAUUACUCUUAAUUGAACUAUUUGAAAAUCAACGAGAAAAAAGCCGGGUUUUGUGUCAAAAUAUUCAGACUCAUUUGACAACUGCUGAAGCCAGCAUCACUACUGGAUGCCAAGAAAGAUCUAUAUGUACACUUGCUGAAUUGCAUAAAAAGGCAGGAAAAUGGCGGCCCCAGAUAUGGAGGUUAUUAAAGACAUUCCAGGAUAUAAAGUCAUCCUUAAAGCUAUAAUCAAAGCUCAAAUACAACAACUGGUUGAGCAGUUGGCAGCACACACAGACGAAGAGUCAGUGAUAUUGACAGCCAGUGUUGCCGAUGGUACACUUAGUCACCUGGGCUCAGAUUCUGGAAAAGGAUUCCUCGAAGAACAAGAAGAUGUUAAAACACAGUUCCUUGGUUUCUGUCUUAAAAAUGUGGAUUAUAAAACGAUGGGAUAUAUGUGUACACUUUGUGGAAAAUCGUUUCGUUCGCCGUCAAUGUUAACCAGACAUAUGUUAGUUCACACCGGAGAAAUGCCGUACCAAUGUACAAAAUGUGGUAAACGGUUCAACCAGAAAUCGUCGAUGAAAAGACAUCAAAUAGUGCAUUUAAAUGUCAAUAUAACUGUUUGAUGCUGUUUAAAUAUU
Messenger RNA from Ruditapes philippinarum (Manila clam), 692 nucleotides. Its product is annotated as zinc finger protein 2-like. The transcript is spliced from 4 exons. Gene Ontology annotation, biological process: regulation of transcription by RNA polymerase II. NCBI's taxonomy places the organism in Eukaryota, Metazoa, Mollusca, Bivalvia, Venerida, Veneridae. The coding region runs from base 231 to 677 and encodes 148 amino acids. The record is from RefSeq and is a predicted model, not a curated record. Gene Ontology annotation, molecular function: DNA-binding transcription factor activity; RNA polymerase II cis-regulatory region sequence-specific DNA binding.